Amborella trichopoda is the source of this 1104-nucleotide messenger RNA. Its product is annotated as F-box protein GID2. The record is from RefSeq and is a predicted model, not a curated record. Gene Ontology annotation, cellular component: SCF ubiquitin ligase complex. NCBI's taxonomy places the organism in Eukaryota, Viridiplantae, Streptophyta, Magnoliopsida, Amborellales, Amborellaceae. Gene Ontology annotation, biological process: regulation of gibberellic acid mediated signaling pathway; gibberellic acid mediated signaling pathway. Gene Ontology annotation, molecular function: protein binding.
GCGCGGGGAGAGUGUAAAGCGUGUUAUAAUUUAUGACCACCACUGUUAGAGAGAGAAAGUUUCGCCAAUUGGGUUGAGAGAGAGAGUGGGAGAAACAAGAGAGAAGAAAGGCCACUCCCCCUCUUCUUCUAAUUCCCCUCUGUCUCUUUCCCCUUCCGGUCUGAUCGCCAUGAAGAGGCCAUCAAUUGAAGAAACGGACUCCAUUUCCACGGUGAAGAAGCAAAGAAUUUCAUCAGGUGAGGAAGAAGAAGGAGAGCAAAAGGGGAGAUUUUUCCAGGAAGGAGGAGGAGAAGGUGGAGAGGGAAGAUCGAAUGGUGGGUUCAGGCUCGACGAUGACCUGCUAUUCGAGGUGCUGAAGCACGUUGACGCAAGGUCUUUAGCCACCGCAUCCUGCGUGAGCCACCAGUGGCACAGGGCUGCCCAGGACGAGCGCCUCUGGGAGAUUGUCUGCACCCGGCACUGGACCAACAUCGGCUGCGGUAAUCAGCAGCUUCGCUCGGUUGUUCUCGCUCUCGGUGGAUUCCGCCGCCUCCACUCUCUCUGUUUAUUGCCACUCCUCAAACCUCUCUCUUCUUCCUCCGCAUCUUCUUCUCUCUCUCCUUUGCCGCCUUCUCUUAUACAGGCAACGCCACCGACCCAUUGGGGAAAAGAUGAGGUCCAGCUCUCUCUGUCUCUUCUCUCUAUUCGCUAUUUUGAGAAGAUGAAUCCCAGCACGAAUCGGAACAACCAAUCGAAUGCUCCUCCCAAGUCGAUCUGUAAAUUGCUGGAGGAUGCCGGAUCUCAGAUGAAGAACCUACUCUAACUUUUUGGGCUUUUCCCUUUUCUUUCUUGUUAAAUCAGUGAUUUUUAAUUUUCUGUUUUGUUGGUUUUGUUCGACUGAUGAUUUGUUAAUUUGGGCUGCUUUCUUCUUCUUCUUUUGGGCUAUGUUGCAGGGCUGAUUGUCUGAAACUCUUUUGUACCCAUGGAUGAUGGAUCUGUAACUUGUUUUCCUUUUUUUUUUGGAUUUUUUUUCAGUGAUAAUUCCUUCCUUUGGGUUGCGUCUGUUUCUUAUGAGAAUUAUUCUGUAAUAUAUGAACUAUAUUUUUCAUUGCAAAUUUGUAAUUA